Molecule: messenger RNA, 3003 nt
Organism: Corticium candelabrum
Lineage: Eukaryota; Metazoa; Porifera; Homoscleromorpha; Homosclerophorida; Plakinidae
Product: baculoviral IAP repeat-containing protein 6-like
Exons: 34
Coding region: 1-2757 (918 amino acids)
Source: RefSeq, a predicted model, not a curated record
AUGCCGCGCCCUGUCUUUUGUCCAGCUUCUCGGACUAAAACGCAUGCGCACAGUGUCUAUCGAUGUGAACAGAAAGAAGUCGCUGUGAUGGAGUGUUUAUCUGCCGAGUUUGAAUCUUGGAGUUUAGCCCAGCCGCCAGAAAGACAGAACGGAAUCGUUCUACUCGACACUGUAGCAACUGGCGAUAGAAUAUCAAUGACAAUGCUCUUGGAUAGCGAGCACGAGUUUUUACUUCAGUGCCCAACUAACUAUCCUUCACAUUCUGAUAAUUUCUUUGUGAACACUUCAUCGUCAACGGCUAAGCUAUGGUGUAAUGCUCUCAAUGAGUAUGUACUUGAUUCACCGGCUCCACUCACAUUACAUCAAAUUUUGAACAAAGCUCUAGAUCUUUAUGGUUCCAAGUUAUCAAUAUCAGCUGCUGCUAUUUCUGUCGAUAGUGAUGACAUGGCAUCAGAUGAUGAAGUUGAUAUGGGGGAGGAUGUUGUGGAUGAUGAUGACGAUGACGACGAUGGCUGCCAUAUGGGCAUGUUGUCUGAUGAUGAAGCUUUCACAACAGAAUGGGAACUAGAGCUGGCAAGGAAAAAAAAAAGAUGGGCAAAGAAGGAAGAAAGUCUUCGCGAUCAGUUAGAAAGAUCACAAGAAGGAAGCAGUACUGCAACUGUCAGACCGACUGGUGAAGAGGCGAAGCAGGCCAAGCAGAUAUUCAGUACAAAUGCAGCAUCAGGGAUUCUCACGAAUGAUCUAAUAAAGAUUAUCGAGACAGAACAGGAAAUUGGAUUCUCUGCCGAGCCUGUGGACGAUAAUAUUUACUGCUGGAAUGUAAAGAUGUUUGAUUUCGACCCAUGCAGCGGCCUGGCUGCUGAUCUUAAAGCUGUGGCUCAAGAGUUUGGUUACAAUCAUAUCCAACUUGAAUUGGAUUUCGCUAUUGACCUUUAUCCCUUCUACCCUCCACAUGUAAAAGUAAUCAGACCUAGACUGCAGGGUGCUAUGAUGCAGAGAGUUACUAAUAUGGAGAUUUUGAAAUUAUCAUUUUGGAAUCCAACCAAAAACAUGUCAAUUGUGCUGACAGAGAUCAAGACAUUUCUUCAGCAGUGGGCAAGGUUAGAAGUGGAAAGUGUUAGAAACAAUCCAUCUCUUCACCCAAGUGGAGCAUACAUUGACAUUGAACACCACCUUCUCAGAUUGGCUUUGGUGAGUGAAGUAAAUCCAAGGGCGAAUCUUCAGUAUGCUAUUGAAGUGCAGAAGGCUCCAAAGUUGAAGUCUAAAGCCAUUGAUCAGUCGGAUAAGGAAGGAAAGAAACCAGAGUAUUGGAAAGCUGGCACUGGCUUUGGUCACCAUAAUAGACCGGGGUGGGAUGUAAAUGCUUAUAUUGCUGCUCAAAAGGAGCGCGACAAGCAAAUUGAACUGGUUUUGUCAAAGAUCUUGACUGAGAUAAGCUCUGUGUACAGUUACGAAGGGGAAGAAGGCAGACAAGAUCCAGGAUUUAGAGAAAAUGUAUUUGAAAUUUUAGAAGGAUCAGCAUUAGUUCCUUUUAUUGAACAUUACUUGAAUAUAGAAUCUUUUCUGGAGAUUGGUCGACAUGCAUCAUUGUACAAAGCUGUUCUAGACAUCAUUGCUGUCCUUGCAUCACAUCCAUUGCUUAUUGCCUUGCUCUGUCCUCUUGCUAACCAGAGAAGAUCAGUUUAUGAUUUGUUGUCAGCUCUAAAGUCACAAGCUGCUUCAAUAUUGAAACAUUUGCAAGGAUCUGCUCAACAUCUGUCAGACGAAGAACAAUUGGCUCAGUCAAUCGUAGAUCUGUUUAACACUGUUGAAAGUAGGUGUGACAAUAGGGCUGUAGCAACACAAGGAGCUUCGUAUCUACUUCAGCUUUCAAGCAAACCAGAAGCUGCUCAAGACAAAGUAGUUAAGAAACCAAUGUCGUUAGAAGAACGAUACAAGCUACACAUUAAAUCGCUGCAGUUUGGCAGUAUGGAGAUUAAAAGACAUCACUACUUGUCUGAAGCUAAGGCAGCGUAUACACCUCCCCAUGCACAGGUGUUCCGGAUAGCACAAGAAUUGUCAUCAUUAGCCACAUCGUUACCAAGGGAAUUAUCGACGUCUGUAUUUGUUAGAACGGAUGACAAUCAAAUCAACUUUAUGAAAGCUCUUAUAACUGGACCAGAAGACACACCAUACAGCAACGGUUGUUUUGAAUUUGAUAUCUACUUUCCUUCUAUUUAUCCAAAAGGUCCACCUAAAGUAAAUUUACAGACGACAGGAGGUGGGACUGUUAGGUUUAAUCCGAAUUUGUACAAUUGUGGAAAAGUCUGUUUGUCACUGUUGGGCACUUGGGAAGGACAGCAAGGAGAAAAAUGGAAUGACACUUCCACCGUUCUACAGGUUCUUGUCUCUAUUCAGUCGUUAAUUCUUGUCAUGGAGCCGUACUUUAAUGAGCCCGGCUAUGAACGAGAGAUUGGUACGAAAGAGGGUGAUAUUCACAACCAAGAGUACAGUGCAGAGGUUCGAGUGAACACUAUACGGCAUGCCAUUAUUGGUCAGCUGAGAAACCCAAGUCCUGGAUUUGAAGAUGCUAUUCGAAUGCAUUUCUACUUGAAGAAGGAACGUGUUCUCAAGGAGUGUGAAAGUUGGUUGUCAGAUGCACGUAAAGGCAGCUCAAAGGUUUAUCACAGCUCGGCUCAUGAACGUGCAAUGGAACGAGCUGUAGCUGAUCUUCGAACAGAACUGUCAAAGCUCAAACCACCUGCGUCAUUAAAAUGACUGUUAGUUCAUCAAUGUCAUCUUGAGUUUUGUUUAUUUUUAGUCAGUUGUUUUAAGUUAUCCUCCAUUGCUACUUGUUUGUAAUUUAUUAGAGACUGUAUUCUAGCACAUCAGUGGAGGACCUCAGAUAGUACAACAGAGUAGCUGAUAGAUUAGUUAUACAACAACUUUAUUGCAGCCGGUGAUAAGUGAAUGUCUUGCAAAACAGACUCUGGUUGCUUUCAACAAAAUGGGACGGAUGGGCUA